This is a messenger RNA of Lasiosphaeria miniovina, 2007 nucleotides long. RefSeq names its product UTP--glucose-1-phosphate uridylyltransferase-domain-containing protein. The record is from RefSeq and is a predicted model, not a curated record. Gene Ontology annotation, biological process: glycogen metabolic process; UDP-alpha-D-glucose metabolic process. Gene Ontology annotation, cellular component: cytoplasm. Bases 109 to 1677 code for a protein of 522 amino acids. NCBI's taxonomy places the organism in Eukaryota, Fungi, Ascomycota, Sordariomycetes, Sordariales, Lasiosphaeriaceae. The transcript has 4 exons. Gene Ontology annotation, molecular function: UTP:glucose-1-phosphate uridylyltransferase activity.
AAAUCGUCCAAAACCGCCUUGUUCAACCGGCCAGUCUUACGCUCUUGAAACUCAAUUCUGUCCUUGUUAUUGCUGCCUACCUGCAAAUACAAAAAACAAACAGCAAACAUGGCGUCGGCAAUUAAGAGUGCCCUCCCCUCGCACCUCAAGCCCUCCAACGGCGACGAGGCCGAGUUCUCCAAGAGACAUCAUGGCAAGACAAGGUCUCACAUGGCUUUCGAAAACACAUCGACCAACAUCGCGGCCGCCCAGAUGCGCAAUGCGCUCACGCAGCUCGCCGAGAGCGUCAACAACCCCGAACAGAAGAAGUUGUUCGAGACGGAGAUGGACAACUUCUUCUCGCUCUUCCGCAGAUAUCUGAAUGACAAGGCUAAGGGCAACGAAGUAUCGUGGGAUCGCAUUGCCCCUCCUGCCCAGGGUCAAGUCGUCGACUACGAGGACCUUGCAAACUCGGAGUCGGUCGGCUUCCUCAACAAGCUUGCCGUGCUCAAGCUCAACGGUGGUCUCGGAACCUCCAUGGGCUGCGUCGGCCCCAAGUCGGUCAUCGAAGUCCGUGAUGGCAUGUCUUUCCUGGAUAUGUCGGUGCGCCAGGUCGAGCACCUGAACCGCACCUAUGGAUCUAACGUGCCCAUCAUCCUGAUGAACUCGUUUAACACGGACGAGGACACGGCGGCCAUUAUCAAGAAGUACGAGGGCCACAACGUGGACAUCCUCACCUUCAACCAGUCUCGCUAUCCCAGAAUCUUCAAGGACUCGUUGUUGCCUGUCCCCAAGUCAUACGACUCGCAGCUCCACGACUGGUACCCGCCCGGACACGGUGACGUCUUCGAGUCUCUGUAUAACUCUGGCAUUCUCGAGAAGCUUAUCAGCCGGGGCAUUGAGAUUAUCUUCCUGUCUAACGCGGACAACCUUGGUGCCGUAGUCGACCUCCGCAUCCUGCAGCACAUGGUGGAGAGCGAUGCUGAGUAUGUUAUGGAGCUGACUAACAAGACCAAGGCCGACGUGAAGGGUGGCACCAUCAUCGACUACGAGGGCGGCGUGCGGCUCCUGGAAAUUGCCCAGGUGCCCAAGGAACAUGUCAACGAGUUCAAGUCGAUCAAGAAGUUCAAGUACUUCAACACCAACAACAUCUGGAUGAACGUCAAGGCCAUCAAGCGCGUCGUGGAGAACGACGAGCUGGAGAUGGAGAUCAUCCCCAACGGGAAGACCAUCCCUGGCGACAAGAAGGGCGAGUCGGACGUCAGCAUUCUGCAGCUCGAGACGGCUGUGGGUGCCGCUAUCAAGCACUUCAAGAACGCGCACGGUGUCAACGUGCCCCGUCGCCGCUUCCUGCCCGUCAAGACGUGCUCUGACUUGAUGCUCGUCAAGUCGGAUCUGUACACCGUCAAGCACGGCCAGCUCCAAAUGAGCACCAGCCGCUUCGGCGACGCGCCCCUGAUCAAGCUCGGCAGCGAUUUCAAGAAGGUGUCGGACUUCCAGAAGCGCAUCCCCAGCAUCCCCAAGAUCAUCGAGCUCGACCACCUGACUAUUACGGGUGCUGUCAACCUCGGCCGCGGCGUCACCCUCAAGGGUACCGUCAUCAUUGUGGCGACCGAGGGUCAGACCAUCGACGUGCCUCCCGGAUCUAUUCUUGAGAACGUGGUGGUGCAGGGCAGCUUGCGUCUGCUUGAGCAUUAAGCAUAUUCACGGAGCAAGGGAGAAAGAAAAAAAAGGAAAGAGGCGUCUUCAAUGAACUGUCGAUUCAUUGUCUUUUCGUUUAAAUGUUAAUGGGGUCUAUUACCGUUGAUUUUAUGCUUUUUUCUGCCGCCCCAGCGAUCACGCCAUCCCCUUUUGGUUAUGCGCGCAUGGUGAUACAGCUACCUAUCUAGUUUUAAUAGCCAGUUUACACUUUUUGGUCCAUGAUUUUCGUUUGGCUGUAUCUGUGUCUAUGUGAAUUGGCUGAGUCGAUGGUGGUCUGCCAUUUCUUGGAGCAUAAUGUUUCGGACUGAACACAUUACCUUACAUAGG